This is a messenger RNA of Eremothecium gossypii ATCC 10895, 642 nucleotides long. It is a transcript of the gene TRS23, whose product is annotated as TRAPP subunit TRS23. The coding region runs from base 1 to 642 and encodes 213 amino acids. The record is from RefSeq and is marked provisional. NCBI's taxonomy places the organism in Eukaryota, Fungi, Ascomycota, Saccharomycetes, Saccharomycetales, Saccharomycetaceae. The transcript has a single exon. Gene Ontology annotation, biological process: endoplasmic reticulum to Golgi vesicle-mediated transport. Gene Ontology annotation, cellular component: TRAPP complex.
AUGCCCAUGGCCAUUAAGUCUCUCUUCAUCAUCAACAAGUCAGGAGGGCUGGUUUACCAGCGGGAUUUCCUGCCUUCAACCAAUACCAAGAUGAGCAGUAACGAGUACCUCAUCCUCGCCGGCACAUUGCAUGGUGUAAUAGCGAUAGCUAGUCAGCUUACACCGAAGGCGCUGCAAAUUUCGAAUCAAGGCAGUAGCAGCACAGGGGCAGCUGUCGGUGCUGCGGGCGAGGCGGCGGUGCCGUCCAUGCCGUACGGGUCGCCGGAGCAUACUAUACCCUAUAUCCCGGGCCUGGCGCCGCCCGUGGACAAUAAGGCGCCUGGGCGCGCGAUGGGCAGCUACCUGGCCCCCGACUACUUUUCCGAGAGCUUUCCUAGCUGGAACCGGAGUGGUCUUAAAAGCGUUGUGAUGGACGAAUGUUCGCUCUUCGUGUACCAAAGCUUGACAGGAGUCAAGUUCAUACUGCUGAGCACUAAUCAGACAACAUCGAAUGCAGCGCAACACAUUGCGGAGAACCUUCUGCGCAAGAUAUACUGCAUAUAUUCCGACUACGUGAUGAAGAAUCCGUUUUACUCGGCAGACAUGCUGAUCCGAAGCGAACCGUUUGAUAAACGGUUGCAGGCUCUGGUAGCGAGCCUCUAG